This is a messenger RNA of Penicillium cataractarum, 936 nucleotides long. RefSeq lists its product as uncharacterized. The record is from RefSeq and is a predicted model, not a curated record. NCBI's taxonomy places the organism in Eukaryota, Fungi, Ascomycota, Eurotiomycetes, Eurotiales, Aspergillaceae. The transcript has 3 exons. The coding region runs from base 1 to 936 and encodes 311 amino acids.
AUGUCAUUAUCUGGAGAUGCCACAGAGGUUCAAGAUGAGAACUUGCUCGCGGCUGCGGUGAUACUGCGAUUUUACGAGGAAUUAGAUGCUACCCUCGUGGGCAUUGAUGACGAGACAUAUCUGCGUGGCACGCAAGUCUUUCUAGAAGCCCAAGCUAGCAUGGCCGUAAAUGGGCAAGGAUUACAAAAUGCAGCAUUCUGGGUCGGAUUCCGCCAGGAGUUUCACAGGGCCUUUAUCAAGCAACGGCCAUUUAGGUUUGACCUAAGUUGUUGCCGAGACUCGAAAUACAAAACGCUUGAAAAUGCCGAUGACUUCACUUGGCCAAUCGAGUCAUGCUUCAUUGUGCUGAGACUUUGGCUUUUUGCUAUGGUACAGACGGUCAUGAGCCCCAGGUCUACAAUAAGCUAUGUGAGUAUAAUAACCGGUGGAACGAUUGUAAGCCAUCAAGCUUCAACCCGAUAUACUUCAAACCCCCCGAUCGAUCAAAAGACGAGGUUUUCCCUCAGAUCUGGUAUAUUGGGGAUUGCCAAGGUAAGAAAUCUACUUUGGCUAUUAUCGAUUGUUCAGGGGGAUAUCUCUAACUUCAAUCCAGUGACCGCUAUCCAGCAUUGGCACAUAGCCAGAAUCUUACUUUCUGCUUUUGAUCCCACCACGCCCCGUAUGGGGCCGAAGCAAAAGCGAGCUACGACGUAUCACCCAAGACAAGUUGGCAGUGCUAAGAUGAAUUCCAGGCUGAAAUCAAGACGAAUGUGUUUCGCCUUUGCGGAAUCGCUUGCUCCAACAAAGCAGCACCCGGACUCAUUACUGCGUGUAUGGGGGUAUCCUUGUGCGGAGAUCGAGUCACGGACAAAGUGGAACAAGAAGCGCUGCUUCAAAUACUCAUUAAAACGGAGGAAAUCCAUGCAUUAUCCACCAGGACCACCCCAGGGGAGCUAA